Cuscuta campestris is the source of this 2978-nucleotide messenger RNA. Lineage: Eukaryota; Viridiplantae; Streptophyta; Magnoliopsida; Solanales; Convolvulaceae. The record is from the annotation of a GenBank genome assembly.
CACACCACCACAGCUAUGCUUUCCCCUGAUGGUGUCAAUUUUGAAGGUAUUCAUUUAUACUUAUACUUUCUUUCUCUGGGUCUUUUUUUGUUUUGUUUGUAGUAACCUUUUACAGGGAUUCCAUUGAUAUGCAAGAGAGCAGUUCAAGCAUUGAUGGAGAUGAAGGCUUCUUUAGAUGACGAUUCGCGCGGGGCGAUGUCGAAUUGGGAUGCAAAUGCUGUUGAUCCCUGCAGCUGGAGUAUGGUUACUUGUUCUCCUGAUAAAUUUGUGGUUGGCUUGGCAAUUCCAAGCCAAGGUUUAUGUGGCACAAUUUCUCCCCAUAUUGGCAAUCUGACCCACCUUGAGAUUGUGCUUCUGCAGAACAAUAACAUAUCAGGGUUGAUUCCAGCUGAGCUUGGAAACCUUCCAAGACUCAAGACACUUGAUCUCUCCGAAAACAACUUAACCGGUGAAAUUCCCGCCUCUUUGGCUCAAAUCAAAACACUGCAAUAUGUGAGGCUAAACAACAACAGUCUCAGUGGAGCUAUACCUAUGGUUUUGGCUAAUAUGACUCAGCUCACAUUUCUGGACUUGUCCUUCAACAAUCUCAAAGGUCCUGUUCCAAGUCUUCUUGCCAAAACCUUCAACAUCUUGGGGAAUACUAAGAUAUGUAAAACUGGAAAGGAGUCAGAGUGCAAUGGGACAACCACUGUGCCUCCCUCCCCUUUCAUCAAUUCACCAAGUGAACGGAGAUCUGUAAAAUCUAAAACUCAGAAAGUAGCAUUAGCCUUUGGUUCAAGCCUGGGAUGUAUCUGUCUGGUAAUUGUUGGGAUUGGUUUCUCAAUGUGGUGUGGACAACGAAGAACAAAACAGAUAUUCUUCGACGUUAACGAACAACACAAGGAAGAAGUGUGCCUAGGAAAUUUAAGGGUGUUCCAGUUCAGAGAGCUACAGGUUGCCACAAACAACUUCACAGGCAAGAACUUAUUGGGGAAGGGCGGUUUUGGAAACGUCUAUAAAGGUCGUCUACAAGACGGGACAAUGGUAGCGGUAAAAAGGCUGAAAGAUGGCAAUACAGCCAGUGGUGAUGUCCAGUUUCAGACAGAAGUUGAGAUGAUCAGCUUGGCUGUACAUAGGAACCUCCUCAGGCUUUAUGGCUUUUGCAUGACCUCGAGCGAAAGAUUGUUGGUUUAUCCUUAUAUGUCCAAUGGAAGCGUAGCUUCUCGACUAAAAGGUAAACCGCCAUUGGAUUGGGGAACCAGAAAGCGAAUAGCAUUGGGAGCUGCAAGGGGUUUGCUGUACCUGCACGAACAAUGUGACCCGAAAAUCAUCCACAGAGACGUCAAAGCCGCCAACAUACUGCUGGACGAUUACUGUGAGGCCGUGGUUGGAGAUUUCGGGUUGGCAAAGCUUUUGGAUCAUUGUGAUUCGCACGUCACGACUGCAGUUAGGGGUACAGUGGGGCACAUUGCGCCGGAAUAUCUCUCCACGGGCCAAUCGUCCGAGAAGACCGAUGUUUUUGGGUUCGGGAUACUCUUGCUGGAACUGAUCACUGGACAGAGAGCUUUGGAGUUUGGUAAAGCAGCAAACCAGAAAGGCGCCAUGCUUGAUUGGGUAAGGGAUUCUGCUUCAUAAUGAUGUUGCAGAAGUAUUGUUUAGAUAGAGCUGAACAAAAGUAUAAAAUCUUUUAAGAGUUUUUUUUGCGUCAUUUACCCCUGAACUUUUCAAAAAUUGCACGGAUUUCCCCAUGGACUUAUUGGAUCAAUGCCCCUGAACUUUCAAAAAUGUUGCAACAAUGGUCCCUCUACGUCAGAUAUAGGAGUGUGUUAAUCACACGUUCAUCCAGUGCAAGUAUGGAAUCAUCUAAAUUGAUAAAUCACAUGUGAGUUCCGCAAUAUGCCCUUCCCAAACAUUAUCUUCUAUAUUUUUAACCACUUUAAACCCCAGAUAAUUAUUCUCGAUUUAGUCGUCGGUACCCGAAUUUGAAGGCCAGACUUCAUAAAGCUCAUCAUCAAUCGAUCAAGAUCUUCAUCAAUUCAUGACAUCUUCUUCAAGCUCCAACACGUAUAUCAACACAGAACGACCCUCAAUUCGCCUACAUUCUCGCCAUUUUCUAUUUUGAAUGACAUUCUCGCCAAUUGAUUCGUUAAAUUUGAUGUAUGGCAGGAAUGAUGUUGAAAUUUUGGAUAUCUCAUAAGGUGGGGGACACAUUAUCGGUCUGCUGGUUCGUGUUCUAAUUCUGAAACCACCGGUUUGAGUACUCAUUUUAACUGUAAAAUUGACUCCAAACUCGUUCCUUAAGUCCAGGGGUAAAUGACGGAAAAAACUCAAUGUUUUUAAACAACACUGAAGAGAUAGAGCAACAUACUAGUAUAUCCAUUGCAAGAUCAUACAUUAUUAUUUGCAGGUGAAGAAGAUUCACCUGGAGAAAAAGCUUGAUGUUUUGGUAGACAACGGCUUGAAGAACUGCUACGACAGGAUAGAGCUGGAGGAGACAGUACAGGUGGCACUGUUGUGCACACAAUUUCUUCCGAGCCAGAGACCGAAGAUGUCGGAGGUGGUGAGAAUGCUGGAAGGGGACGGGCUCGCGGAGAAGUGGGAAGCAUCUCAGAAGGUUGAACCCUCUUCUGCUGCCACCAAAUGCAGCAGAUUGAAUAAUGAGUUGUCUUCUUCAGAUAGAUAUUCUGAUCUUACUGAGGACUCCUCUCUUCUUGUUCAAGCCAUGGAACUCUCUGGUCCUAGGUGAUGAUUAUGCCUCUGAAAAAUGGCAACUAAUUUUUGAUUGUAUAUUUUUGUGAAAGAAAUUUUGUGGAAAUGUGAGUAUAGAAAUAAUGAAUGAUCCUGUGAUUAAAUUUAAGAAUGUGCAAAGGGUCUCAUCUCAUGUUGUCCUCUUUCAAGGGCAAUGGCAUUAAUUGUUUUGGUGUCUUCCCUUAAAUACUACUCCCUCUGUCCCUAAAAAUACGGGAUAUUGUGAUUUUUAAGAAAGAGAAGUGUAUUUU